AUGUCAAAGAAGGUGGCAGCGAAAGAUGUCAUAGUCAAGCUCAUUGUCGGCGCAGGCCAAGCUAGCCCCAGUCCUCCUGUCGGCCCAGCUCUUGGUAGUAAAGGCGUGAAGAGCAUGGACUUUUGCAAAGAGUUCAAUGCAAGAACUGCGCACAUUGAGAACGGCACGCCCAUACCUGCCAGAGUCACGGUUCGGCCUGAUAGAUCAUUUUCAUUUGAACUUCGGACGCCAAACACAUCGUGGCUGUUACUGAAAGCUGCUGGCGUUGCCGAGACCAAGGGCAAGCUCAAAGGAGCCGGCAAACCAGGGACAGAAACAGUCGGAUCGGUGAACCUCAAGCAGGUCUAUGAAAUCGCAAAGAUCAAGCAGUCGGAGACCCGACUAUCAGGCUUGAGCCUUGAAGGGCUCUGCAAAAGCGUUAUUGCGCAGGCGAAGACGAUAGGGGUGAAUGUGGUUCCUUGA
Molecule: messenger RNA, 462 nt
Organism: Cyphellophora attinorum
Lineage: Eukaryota; Fungi; Ascomycota; Eurotiomycetes; Chaetothyriales; Cyphellophoraceae
Product: 54S ribosomal protein L19, mitochondrial
Exons: 2
Coding region: 1-462 (153 amino acids)
Biological process (GO): translation
Cellular component (GO): ribosome; mitochondrial large ribosomal subunit
Molecular function (GO): large ribosomal subunit rRNA binding; structural constituent of ribosome
Source: RefSeq, a predicted model, not a curated record